GUCUAUCUCUAUUCCAGUCUUCCAGAUGAUCCUCGCUUGAUGCCAGAAAUUGGCAAUGGCCAUGUAGCUACUGUUAUACAAAGUGACACUAUCUGUAUGAAUGGACUGUAUAAUGGUGCCAAUACCUCGAGUUCUAGAGCCCGGAUACCGUCCCUCGUCAGCUUCACGGUGGAUUCCGUCCAGCCGAAUCCUGGAAACUUUACCAAGAAAUAUGUCCUGGAUAUGAAAAAUGGUGUUUUCAGGGAGAAGUUCCACUCAGAGUAUGUAGAUCUAGAAGUAAGGACUUACGCCCAUCGCUUGGUGUCGCGGGUGUUUGUCGUGGCUGUAGACAUAAAUCAGAUUAAGCCAUUAGCAGACAACAUUACUAUCAACUACCAUUUAAAUACUGGACAACCGAGUACAGAUAUUAGACUUGCACCACCAGUCUGUAAAAAUUAUGCCUGGUAUACUGGGGAGACGGUAGAAGCAGAGUAUCCGGAUAUCAAACCAACCACUCCAGUAGUUAUUGUCUAUGAUCAGUUCAAUCCUCUAUCAAUACCGUCCUUCCUCAGCGGUGUUACAGCUUAUUGGUUUGUUUCUAUUGGUGUCAACUUAACCGAAGCUCAGUUUUAUUAUGAAAAAGCCCAAGAUCUGUUCACCAACGGAAGUAUUUACUCCAGUCAUGUCAAGGCGUGGGAAGAACUAUGGAAUAAUGGUAGAAUAGAUGUAGAAGGAAACAGAAAUUUAUCAACAUCAAUAUAUUCUUCCCUAUAUUAUUUACUCAGUUCAGUUCCCUCCCAUCCAGACCAAUACAACUGGCCCUUUAUGGGGAUGGCCCCUGGUGGAUUGGCCCACGGGACAAUGGGGGACGACUACGCUGGGCAUGUGUUUUGGGAUCAAGAUACUUGGAUGUUCCCGUCUAUAAUGUUAUUACACUCUACUAUUGGUAAAAUACUGGUACAAUCGAGACUAGAUAAACUGACGACAGCUCGACUGUUAGCUAAAUAUAGAGGUUUCCCUGGUGCUGUGUUUCCAUGGGAAUCAGCUUAUACAGGUCUUCCAACUUCCACAUCAGAGACAUGUUCAAUCAAUGAAAUACACAUCUCAGCCGACGUGUCUUUAGCACUACGUCAAUAUCUAUUUUUAACCAAUGAUAGUGAUUUUCUGGAGCAUGGUGGAGCUGAUACACUGAUAGAUUUGGCUACUUUCUGGGUGGCACGAGUUACUGUCAACCCGGAUACCAAACUUUAUGAAAUACAUGACGUAAUGGGUCCUGAUGAGUACCACUAUCAUAUAAACAACUCCGCCUACACCAACACAGCAGCUCGACUAGCAAUAGAGACUGGAGUAACAGCUAUGAUUAGAAGAGGUCAAAGUCCACCCAGUCACUGGACUGAUAUCAUCAAUAAUAUGUAUAUACCUUUAGAUAAUCAAUAUCAAUAUCAUCCUGAAUAUGAUGGAUAUAGCAGAGGAACAGUGGUAAAACAAGCUGAUGUGAUAUUACUGGGAUUUCCUCUCAUGGCUCAAACUUCUACAAUUGUCACUCAAAAUGAUCUCAAAUACUACGCAUCUGUCACUCUGAGUGGUCCAGCAAUGACGUGGGGAAUGUUUGCUGUAAAUUGGUUGGAGCAGGGCGACUCCAUGACAGCUAAUAAAUAUUUCUACAAACAAUUUGGGAACAUUCGACCACCAUUCAACGUGUGGACAGAGAAUGCUGAUGGAAGUGGUGCCGUUAAUUUCCAUACCGGAAUGGGAGGAUAUCUACAAUCUAUUUUAUUUGGUUAUGGUGGAAUCAGGGUUCUAGAAGACAGGUUGAACUUUGACCCCCAGUUAAUGUCGUCUGUUAUCUCGUGGAAUAUAACAGGACUAGAUUAUGGCGGGAAUAGUUUUGAUAUGAAGUUUGAUAGAGAGAAUAUGUUUAUAACGUUGACUAAAUCUCAACAUCCGGUAGCUGUAUAUCUCUAUGGAUCUAAAACACAAGAAUCGUGUAUACUUCAUCAAACUCAAACUUUUCUCAGACAAAAAGCCGCUUUUAUUAAACUUUAA
Molecule: messenger RNA, 2025 nt
Organism: Lottia gigantea (owl limpet)
Lineage: Eukaryota; Metazoa; Mollusca; Gastropoda; Lottiidae
Exons: 10
Biological process (GO): carbohydrate metabolic process
Molecular function (GO): catalytic activity
Source: RefSeq, a predicted model, not a curated record